GGCUCUUGCCAGUUGCCUUCAUUACACCUUGCCGGGUUCCUGAUUCUAGCUGGCGCAAGACACAGCCGUUGUUGCGUAUGCCCGACGUGUCUGCUACAAUAGGCCAGCUGUAGUCUUUCAUCCUCGGUUUCAUCUGAUUCUGGAUACCAUCGCUCCGCAUCUGCGCUAGUCGGUCGCAUCGGCUCGAUCACCGCAGACAAUCGCCAAAGCAGCGGCCAAGAUGUCCAACACACUGCGGCCAUACCUCAGCUGUGUCAGGUCCACCCUGACGGCAGCCAUGCUUCUCGAGAACUUUGGAUCGCAGACCGUCGAGCGGCAUAACAAGCCCGAGGUAGAAGCAGCGACGUCGAAAGAAGUCCUGCUGAAGCCCCUCAUGAUCUCACGCAAUGAGAAUGAAAGAGUCUUCAUCGAGCCAUCCAUCAAUUCCAUCCGCCUCUCCAUCCGCAUCAAACAGGCAGACGAAAUCGAACGCAUCCUCUGCCACAAGUUCACUAGAUUCAUGAUGCAGCGCGCGGAAGGCUUUGUCGUGCUCAGGAGAAAGCCGAUACCAGGCUACGAUAUCUCUUUCCUCAUCACCAACGCACACUCAGAGACGAUGCUCAAGCACAAGCUUGUAGACUUCAUCAUCCAAUUCAUGGAAGAAGUAGACAAGGAAAUCAGCGAAAUGAAGCUCAGCCUUAACGCUCGAGCUCGUAUCGUAGCAGAGUCUUAUUUAGGGACUGUGAGUGACCGAGUUCGGUCAUGUGUGCAGUAGAUCGGCGGUGCCUCUCCCAUUGCGAGAGACCCUUCUCCAUGCUGACUGAGCCUCGCUUGUCCUUUCCAUUUCCUGAAAAGUUUGCACAUUGAGAUGCUUAGUAUGAAGGUACAUUACGCUGAUGUACAUGACGUGU
This is a messenger RNA of Tilletiaria anomala UBC 951, 890 nucleotides long. RefSeq names its product ARP23 complex 20 kDa subunit. The record is from RefSeq and is a predicted model, not a curated record. Gene Ontology annotation, biological process: actin filament polymerization; Arp2/3 complex-mediated actin nucleation. NCBI's taxonomy places the organism in Eukaryota, Fungi, Basidiomycota, Exobasidiomycetes, Georgefischeriales, Tilletiariaceae. The transcript has 5 exons. Gene Ontology annotation, cellular component: actin cytoskeleton; Arp2/3 protein complex. The coding region runs from base 221 to 754 and encodes 177 amino acids. Gene Ontology annotation, molecular function: actin filament binding.